Brassica rapa (field mustard) is the source of this 5014-nucleotide messenger RNA. RefSeq lists its product as uncharacterized. Lineage: Eukaryota; Viridiplantae; Streptophyta; Magnoliopsida; Brassicales; Brassicaceae. The record is from RefSeq and is a predicted model, not a curated record.
UAGAAAUUUAAUUUUUAUAUUUGUGUUUUUGUUUUUAUAAUCAUGUUUGUAUUUUUCUUUGUAUAAAUAUUAAUCAAAAUCUUAAUCUUUGAAAAAGAUUGAGAUUAUUAAAUAACAUAAAAAAAUAAUUUGGGUCGAAUACUUACAAAAAGAAAAUGUAACCAAAUAACAUGCAUCAGAUUUCAAUCAUAAUUUUAGUACUUUAACAAUUUGCAUUUGGAAUCAACCCAAAAGAAAAAAAUAACUGUUAUUAUAUAUAUGAACGCGGUACAUGUACAUGCAAAGAAGCCAUAUGGAAAAGAAGUGGAUACCGAAAAUUAUGGACAGGAAGUUACUUUUUUUUCUUUACCGCAAAUAGAGAGUUAUAUCCUUUUAACAUUAAUCAAAAUAUGAGAAUAAUUAAUUGGACAUAACAUUUAUCAAUUGGUCAUGAUCUUAAUUUAAUAGAAUAGAUAUAUUACAAUAAAUUGUGGCCAAAAUAGCAGCAAAAAUACAACACAAAAGCAUGAGAGAUGGUUGAAUCUAGAACAAAUCGAUCAUAACUCUUGAAUCUUGAGGAUCUUCAUGAAGUGGUGAGAUCUUGAUCGUGUCGAGUGAUGUUGGUCUUAGAGCUUCAUGUUGCGUGUAAUGGGGAGAAGAUGAUGAUGAUGUUGUGAGAAGCAUGGAGGAAGAAGGGAACUCGGGGUUUGUAGGGUGGAGGAUCUGUGUGAGCAGAAGCACAAUUGACGCCAUUGAUGAACUUUGAAGAAGCUUAUCUGUGUGUUUUGGGGUUUUGGUAUGUUUUUUAAUAUUCCCAAGUGAUUUUGGUCUGUUAUAUAUAGAGAGAAACAGUGGGAGCCUCCUGUAAUAAAUCUAACGACCGUGGUUUUGUGUGCUUGAAAUCUAACGGACGAGAGAAUCCGGUAGACUGAUUCUUAAAAACUUUGGGUAGCAAGUGGUUUCUGGGCUUUGACUUUUAGCUCUCAUUUAUUUCUCGCCCACAUAAACUAGCUGUUCCACCUAGCAAAAUAGAAGUACAUUAAAUUACAUCAAGAAUUUCUUGAAUGCUGACAAAAAAAAGAAUUUAUUGAACAACAAAAAGCUACAUAUAAUUUUUUAUGUAGUAACAAAAUAUCAAAUACAUAUAAAGAAAAACAUGAAUAUAAUAAAGAGCGAUUUGCGUAGAAAUUCUAGUAAGAUGGCAAUAUUUGCGUCCAUGGAAAAAUGGAAGGCCCAAGGGCAAGGCCCAGUUGUAUUGGGUGCAAAAAGACAGCGUUACCCCUAUCGCCUCUCCUUUCACGUAAGAAGCUGAAGCGAUUUUUAAUCAUUCCAUGCAUGUAAUCAUUAGAAAAUAUAUACAUAUAUAUAAGCUGUUUAUAUCAGUAUAGCCCAAUUAUGUAAGAGUAGCCUUGUAUGACUAUCGGUAUAGCCCGAUUAUGAGUUCGUAUUGUAAUCAUAAAUAAAGCAUUCCCCCCCCCCCUUUUAUAUUUGUGUUUGUCUAGCAACGAGUUAUUUCAUGAUUUGUCUUGUUUGUGUCACUAGGACGGAUAACUGCAUUUCUUGUUCUACAACUUAGACGGUUACGUUGCAAUUAAUAAGCGUCUUAGAUGGCUAUAUAGACUUUAGCCGGUCAUUCAAGUUUAGCCGUUCAUUCAAGUUUCCGGUUUAAAUAACUUGCAUUGUCUCUGAUUUGCUACAUUGUCCGGUUAAAAGUACAUGACAUAGACUUAGACGGUUGCUAAAGCUUUAUUAAGAUAAAAAUUAGAACAACUUACAUGAAAAUAGACUUACACAAUGUUCUUGAAUUGUUACAUUAUCCGGUUAACAGUCCAUGGAAAAAAUACUUAGACGGUUGCUGAAGCGUGCCAGGUCAUCUAGGCUUAAACGGUUGUUUCUGGUAUGUUACUUUAUCCGGUUAAAAGUACAUGAAAGUAAACUUAGACGGUUACUAAAGCUUUAAUAAGAUGAAGAGUGGAAACAACAUGAAUUGCAUCGAGAGAUUGAAUACGAUUAACCGGUUAGAUAAACGAUUAGCUUUAAUAAGAUAAAAAUUAGGACAACAUUCAAAAAGUGGAUAUACCAAAAAAGAGUAGAAAACAACAUUGAUUCCAUCGAGAUAUUUAGAAGAUUAGCCGGUUAAAACGGAGAAUGGAACGAGAUUUAACAAACUCUGAUAACUGUGGAUUCGUCGGUGAGGGGUUCAUCGCCGAGAUUGAACCGAUGAUUACGCUGGUGAUUCUUCAUCAGACAGGGGAACGGAAAGGAGAUGUCGGGGACUGAGACGGCAACGAGAGGUGUGAAACUGAAACCGGAACGAGGGUCUGAAACUGAAACCGGAACGAGAUAGUCGGAAGUUUUAUGAUACCAUAUUUCUGAUUUUGGAGGAAUUUGGAUGAAAGAGGUGAGUUGUGUUGUUUUUUUUUUUUUUGACUAAAGGUGAGUUGUGUUGUUUUGCGGAGAAAACAAAGGUAGAGGAGAGAGAUGUAUGUAGUAAAUUCGAACUGUAUCGAUUGUAGUGAUAAUAUUACUCUUGCCUCACGCGUAAUGAUGAAAAGCUCUGGUAGGUAUCGAGCUAAUGUGUGUAGGGAUAGUAUUGUCAUUAAAAAAAACACGUCGCCCUUAACUCCGAAAAUCCAUCGCCGCAAAUAUGUGGGUUAUGCUUGUAUAUACACUGCAAUUUCUCUAUAAUAAAUACAAAUAGUGGAUGUCUGUUAGGAGGGUUUCAGAUAAUUUUAGUUUUAGGCUUUUAGCUUAGCAUCAAGAAAAGUAGAAUACCAUGGGAAUAACUUCCUCCAAAUAAAUCUUGUAGUAGGUAUUGGUUGGGCAAACCAAAACCAGACCACAUUAAAUUCAAAGACAACCCAUAGAAAAAAAGUUUUGAAUCAAAUCCCUCAUAUGCGUGGGGUCAGGUCAAUGCAUGCACACACGUUGACUUUGGCUUCUUCAAAGUCAAUAACUUGGGUCAACCAUGUUACUCGUUUAUUCAAAGGGCCUCUGCUUUUCAUACUCCAUAUAGGCCCAGUUUCUACAUUUAACAGCCCAGCAUAUAUCUCUCAUGAAACCCAUACGGAUCCUAAAUGACAUGUAAGCUGAUGUCUUAUGUCUUCAAAACUACAUGCCGUUUAAACAAGCUUAAAGUUUGUCCUUAAACCCCUACUACCACCAUCAUUGUUCGGUAAUGCCGUCCAAGUAAGCGAGGAGGUCUAAGCGUUGCUUGAAACGGUUUGUCCUUCACUUAAUCUGCAUUAAUUUGGUUUAGUAUUAUGUCUCUUAAAUGAACUUAAGCUUAUUGGUUCUACUAAGUUAAGCUUUUGACAAAGUUGUGGGUUAACAUAAGAGAAGAUCUCAAAAGGCCUUAAGUUAACCUGUAUAUUUUGUUAAUAAUCGCUACAUGAACAUUGUGUAUUAGACAUGUGUCUCGUUUACGAGCUCAAGUUUUAUUAUUUCAAGGGAGAGAACUUGGCUAAAAAAUUCAGCUUUUGACUUAAAUUUUUUUUUUAGUUUAACAAAUUUUCGAAUGUCAACCAAUAAAUUGUUGUUUAUCCAAAUCCAAUAACCGACUACUGCCAAAAAUAAAAUAAUAAAUUUGUUAAUUCUUGAACAUCAACCUCAUGACCAUGAUCCAUGUUAUAGUUAGUGCAUCCAACAAAGUCAGGAAAAUAUAUAUUUUUAGAUUUAUCUCCUAAACAAUUCAAACAAAGAAACCUGUUAAUUAUCCACAAGAGAUGACUUGAAAAAAGUUGAUUAGAAGGAAAGGUUACAGUUUGUGUAUUUACAAUUUUAGUAAUUUUUAAGUUUCUUUUAAAACUGCAUAUCCGUCUGAAAUCUAUUAUUAUACAAACCAGAUCACUAAUACAUAAUUGAGAAUCAGACAAUAUCCAAAUGUGACUGGUGAAAAAAACAAGAGACAAUUAGAGCAAAUCACUAAAAAGAAACAAAAGAAAUGAAAAGAAAAAAACCGCGUACAAGCUGGCACGUUCUGUAUCUGGUCAUAACAGUCACUUUUCAAUUCGUUCGGCGACACAAACAAUCCAAAACUAAAAAAAAAAAACAUUCUUUAGUUUUUCUGUUUAUAUAAACAACAAAAGCAAACUGAUAUCUUUGGGAAAUUUAAUUUGGGAUACGCAAUCUAUUCAUUCAUCCUCAAAGAACCCUAAUUCAAGGGGAAGUAAAGUGCUGAAUCAGCUUUGCUUUUGUGGGAGUUUAAGUAGCUUUUUUUUUAAAAGACAGUAGAAUGGACCGAUUGGUUUCGGGGGAACAAGAUUUUGAAGUAGACAUUGAAGCUGGUCUAGCUCAUGUUACGCAAGAAUCCACUUCAGACAAUGCCUCUGAAACGAUUGAUGAUGACGUAAACUAUCCGUUAAUGGGAGACGAGGAGAACCCGACAGAAACAAACAGUCAGAAGUUAGACGUUUCUGAGAGAAAACGCGAUGUUGUAAAGUUCAAGAAACCAAGAAAGGCUUCAAAGCCACCUAGACCUCCAAAACGCCCUUCUUUGACUGCGAGUGACCAUAAGGUGAUGAGGGAAAUAGCAGAGCUCGCUAUGAGAAAGCGUGAAAGGAUUGAAAGGAUGAAAAGAUCUCUAAGAAGAAUCAAAGCAGCCAAGUCAUCAUCAUCAUCAUCGUUUUCAUGCAUAAGCAUCUUCUCGAUGAUAGUAACGGUUCUGUUCCUCGGUAUUCUUGUCUCUCAAGGCUUCUUUGCUGGCAAUUCGAAUCUGAGUUCAGACAUCUCGCCUGCACCAAUUGUUUCACCUGACAACCAAUUGGUUUCGGCUCAGUUAUACAAUGAUCCUAGCCCUACCACCUCAUACAGUUUCAGAUACAUGAGGAAGCGAAUUUCGGGUGCCGAAGAAGGAGAAGACUCAAGAGAUGUUACCAGAUGAGUUGAUAUGUGUUUUGGUCUUUGAUAUCAACUCAAUCUGUUAACUCUUUUUCGUUCAAGUUUUGUUCUCUUUGUAUAUUUUCUGUUGUUUUGGUGACUCGAGGUGUAAACGACCGCGUUUUAUAAUAAAUGAUGAUCUGAAAUUGAACCAUGA